Galeopterus variegatus (Sunda flying lemur) is the source of this 1056-nucleotide messenger RNA. RefSeq names its product hypoxia inducible lipid droplet-associated (gene HILPDA). The transcript is spliced from 2 exons. Gene Ontology annotation, cellular component: lipid droplet. Bases 190 to 384 code for a protein of 64 amino acids. Gene Ontology annotation, biological process: autocrine signaling; positive regulation of cell population proliferation; positive regulation of lipid storage. NCBI's taxonomy places the organism in Eukaryota, Metazoa, Chordata, Mammalia, Dermoptera, Cynocephalidae. The record is from RefSeq and is a predicted model, not a curated record.
GUGGUCGUCCGAGAGCUUUGCGCGUUGAGGUCUGGCGUUGCUCGUUGUCCGACUUUCCUUCCGUCUCCUGCACGACGUGCUGCCACAGCCAGCGGGCCACUCCUUGCUCUUCUCCCUCGAGUAUCCAGAGGCCCUCCAGAAGCAGAAGGCAGCUCUACUGCUCUGCAGAGGAGUGGGAUCCUUUCAGCCAUGAAGCAUAUGUUGAACCUCUACUUCUUAGGUGUGGUGUUGACCCUUCUCUCCAUCUUCGUUAGACUGAUGGAGUCAAUGGAGGGCUUACUGGAGAGCCCAUCGCCUGGGAGCAUCUGGACCACCAGAAAUCAACUAGCCAACACAGAGCCCCCCAAGGGCCUUCCAGACCACCCAUCCAGAGGAGUGCAAUAAGACCUCCUUCCACCCUGGCCAUGCCUUGGAACACUGACCUAAACACGUCCAUCCAGGUGUCCCAUUUCCGAGCAGGCAAGCUCAGAACACCAGUGUUAACCAGAGAACUAACUGUUACUAGGCCUUGAAGGGUCUGGCUGACUAAAUGCUCUUUGCCCUGUAAAAAAGAGCCUGCUUAAUACACAACCGUGGGUGGGUUGCCUGUGGCUUGGGAAGGAGUGAUCUCACUCUUCUCCCUAGGGUCUGCUGUAUGCUUUGCUGUCCUCGGCAGUGUGGGUCUGACAUCUCUCAGGUGGGGACUUGUGCUGCAAUUUCAGCUGUUGGGAGAUGGUGAUGUUUUCAGCCCUCCUUCCUAAACAUCUGCCAAGUGUUCUUUUGAACUUGGGUGUCUUAUGGUCAGUUUAUUUGGUGUUCAGCCUCUCUUCUGUGAGAGCUCCUGUGUUUGGAUAACAGUUGAAGAGGUGUGUGGGUUGGCUGUAGUGGGGGAAAGAUGGAGUAUUCAGUGUCCAGUUCUCAUUGUUUUAUAUUUCUAAGUCCUUCCUAUAACGUAGUGCGUAUGUGUGUGUAUAUUGGUCUGAAGGGUGGUGGGAUGAUAAAGCCUGCUCAGGAUGAUGGCCACCAUGUGGCUUAAAUGAAUUUUUCUAAUGCAAUAAAGUUGAAUAUAUAUUUCCA